AUGUUCUCUCCCGGAACCAAGCGACCCAAUGCGAACCCUCGCCGGGAUCUAGGAUCUCCGGCCACGCCCCUCACCGAGAACCUCGGGCCCGGCUCGGACAACUCUUUCCCGAAUCGGCCUAGCACCGGCACCCCGGCUCCCUGGGCUCCUCGCUUAUCUGUUCUCGCCAGGGUUUUACCGGCGAACCAAAAUGAAAAGGGGGAUGAAACUAAGCCCGUCUUUGUCGGAGAGUUUCCGCAAGUUGUUCGUGAUGGACAGGCCAAUAUGCUGCAGAAGCAUGCUCAUGGUGAUGCAUAUGUAUCCGGUGGAAUGGAGAGGGGAACAUCCCUGACAUGGAUUAUAUGCGGAAACAGACUCUUUGUGUGGAGUUAUCUGUCUCCUGCAGUGUCGACGAAUUGCAAUGUUCUUGAAAUUCCUUCGAAUGUCUUUGAAGGUCGGGAUGUUGGCAGGAGUGGUGGGAACUGUUGGUUGCUUUGUGUUGUGAAUUGGGAUAGCGCAUCCACGAGAACAAAGAAAGUUGUAAAACAUUGUAGCUCCGCUGGUAUUGUACUGUGUCACAAGAAAACUCGAGCUGUUGUGUACUGGCCUGAAAUUUAUGCUGAAGAGAGAACUGACCCCGUUGUUAGUGUUGCAUCUGCUGAUGAAUUGGAGAUGAAUUCUUCACCUAUUGAUAGGAAGACCACACCAAAGCAGCAACAACCGAUCAGCAGGCACAGGGGUAGUUUGACUGGGUUUUUUACAUUUAACUCUUUGAUUGCUUCUGCAGUCCCUGAUUCCCAGGAUGUGUGCGUUGCACUUACCUGUAGUUCAGAUGGCCAGCUAUGGCAGUUUCAUUAGCCCUCUGGUGUUAGCCGCAAGAAAGUAUAUCUGGACGAUCAAACUCUUCCCUCCCUAGGGGGUGACAAUGUUCAAAUUUUAGGAAGCAAAGGCUAUCCAAGGUCACUGACCUGGUGUUUCCCAAAUCUUCAAAUUCAGGACUCUAACCGGCGGUUUUUUCUUCUGACAGAUCGUGAGAUUCAAUGCCUUAGUAUUGAACUUGGUGCUGAUUUCAUUGUGUCAAAGCUCUGGUCUCAUGAGAUUAUUGGCUCAGAUGGUGAUUCGGGAAUUAAGAAAGAUUUGGCCGGGCAGAAGCGAAUCUGGCCGCUUGAUAUGCAGGUAGACUAUCACGGUAAAGUGACUACCAUUCUAGUUGCCACCUUCUGCCUGGACCGGGGUAGUAGUUCCAGCUACACACAGUAUUCUCUUUUGACCAUGCAAUACAAAUCUGGAAUCAGUUUAGAGAAAAAAGCUCCUGUCCAAGUGAUAAUCCCAAAAGGAAGAGUAGAAGAGGAAGACUUCUUAUUCUCCAUGAAACUGCGAGUAGGAGGUAAGCCUCAAGGAUCAGCAAUCAUACUUUCUGGUGAUGGGACGGCAACAGUAUCCCAUUACUUUAGAAAUUCUACACGGCUUUAUAAAUUUGACCUACCUUAUGAUGCUGGUAAGGUUCUAGAUGCUUCAAUUCUUCCAUCUACAGAUGAUGGUGAAGAAGGGGCAUGGGUUGUGCUUACUGAGAAGGCUGGGAUAUGGGCAAUACCCGAGAAGGCUGUUAUACUUGGUGGGGUUGAACCUCCUCAACGAAGUUUGUCACGUAAAGGUAGCUCAAAUGAAGGAUCUGCACAAGAAGAGAGAAAGAACCUCUCAUUUUUGGGCAAUAUUGCGCCUAGAAGGGCUACUUCUGAAGCUUGGGAUGCUGGAGAUAGACAAAGGGCUACGACUGUAACUGCACGUCAAACUGCUCAAGAUGAAGAAUCAGAAACUUUACUUAGCCAGCUGUUCCAAGAUUAUCAUUUAUCUGGGCAAGUUGAUGCCUCAUUUGAAAAGCUAAAAAGAUCUGGGGCAUUCGAAAGGGAUAGAGAGACGAAUGCUUUUGCACGAAUGAGCAAAUCAAUUGUUGACACUUUAGCGAAGCACUGGACAACAACUAGAGGAGCUGAGAUUUUAGCAAUGGCUGUUGUAUCCUCCCAACUCAUGGAUAAGCAACAGAAGCACGCAAAGUUUCUCCAGUUUCUUGCUUUAUCCAAAUGUCAUGAGGAGCUGUGUUCAAGACAGAGACAUUCUUUGCAAAUUAUCUUGGAACAUGGUGAGAAGCUUGCUGGAAUGAUUCAACUAAGGGAAUUGCAGAACAUUAUCGGCCAGAACCGCUCCCGUGGACGUAGCCCAUCCCGUUCUAGUCCAGAAAAUCAAAUAUCAGGAGCUCUCUGGGAUCUUAUCCAGUUAGUUGGUGAGCGAGCGCGCCGGAAUACUGUUCUUCUGAUGGACAGGGACAAUGCUGAAGUAUUUUACAGUAAAGUUUCAGAUCUUGAACAAGUUUUCGAUUGCUUAGACAAACAGCUAGAGUAUGUAAUAAGUGCAGAGCAGCCAUUUGAGAUUCAGGUUCAGAGAGCUUGUGAACUGUCAAAUGCAUGUGUUACUAUAGUUCGUACAGCCAUGCAAUACAGAAGUGAGCAUCACUUAUGGUAUCCACCACCUGAGAGCUUGACACCUUGGUAUUCUCAAGCUGUGGUACGCAAUGGGAUGUGGCACCUCGCUUUCCUCAUGCUGCAGCUGUUAAAGGAGGCAUCUCAACUUGACGUGUCUGCCAAAUUAGAUUUAUAUACUCAUCUGGAAGCGCUGGCUGAAGUUUUGCUGGAGGCAUAUGCUGGUGCUGUCACAGCUAAAGUUGAACAAGGAGAUGAACACAAAGGCUUAUUGGAUGAGUAUUGGAAUAGGAGGGAUGCACUUCUAGACACCCUUUAUCAACAAGUCAAAGAAUUUGUGGAAGCUGGGCAUCAGAAUUUAAAUGAAGGAACUGAGGAUCUAAAAGACGAAAUUCUUGCUAGGCUUUCAUCAUGUUUGUUGCCCAUGGCAAAACGGCAUGAAUGCUACAGUACAUUAUGGAAAAUUUGCUGUGACCUAAAUGAUUCUGGACUACUAAGAAAUCUGAUGCACGACAGCAUGGGGCCUAAUGGAGGGUUCAGUUACUAUGUGUUCAAACAACUCUAUCUGAGAAGGCAAUAUUCCAAACUUCUAAGGCUUGGGGAAGAGUUUCAUGAAGAGCUAUCCAUAUUUUUAAAGUAUCAUCAAGACCUUCUGUGGCUUCAUGAAGUUUACCUUCAUCAAUUUUCCCCAGCUUCGGAAACUCUUCAUGAAUUAGCUCUUUCUCAAGCCGAAAACUCAAUUUCCGAGGCUGAAGAGGGGACCGGUCCUACGUAUCUGACUAUGUUACCGAAACUGGCAGACAGAAAGCGUCUUUUGAACCUCUCAAAAAUAGCUGCAAUAGCAGGUAAAGAUGCUGAUUCUGAGACCAAAGUGAAGCGCAUUGAGGCUGAUUUGAAGAUUCUAAAGUUGCAGGAAGAAAUACUAAACCUCCUUCCUGAUGAUGAAACAAAGCAAAGCCUUGACACAAAGCUACUUCAUCCGGAAGAUCUUAUCAAGCUGUGCCUUGAAGGUGAAAGCGCAGAGCUUUCAUUGCGGGCUUUUGAUGUUUUUGCAUGGACCAGCCCCUCUUUCCGUCAGACCCACGCAAACCUUUUGGAGCAUUGCUGGAGAAACGCUGCUGAUCAAGAUGAUUGGAGUCAACUCUAUCAAGCAUCAGUAUCCGAAGGGUGGGGUGAUGAAGAAACCUUGCAGAACCUGAAAGACACUGUGCUCUUCCAGGCUUCAAACAGAUGCUAUGGACCCGAAGCUGAAACUUUUGGAGAAGGGUUUGAGGAAGUGUUGCCGCUGAGACAAGAAAUCGCAGAGCCUACAGUCAUGAAAGAUACAGUUUCUUCUGUGGAAGCCAUACUCAUGCAGCAUAAAGAUUACUCCGAGGCAGGCAAGCUAAUGCUGACCGCAAUCAUGUUGGGUAGCUUACAGGAUGAUACCGAAGAAGGUCCUGUGCCUAUGGAGUAACACAGUUGAUUAGCAUGAAUCACGGUGAGGAGUUUUCGGAGGUCUCCCGUACCUCUAAAUUCGUAGGUUACUAGUCCAUAUGGUUUAAAACUUCGCUUUCUUUUUACCCUUGGCGAAAUUCUCCAACGAAGUUUAUAGGAAUAUUUGUCGAUAUACGUAUCUAAUGCUAUACCGGUUUUCUGGUAGGAAAAAUAUAUUUGAAGAACGUAGUGAGUUUUCUUUCAAUGUAUUUGUCGAUAUACUA
Messenger RNA from Pyrus x bretschneideri (Chinese white pear), 4156 nucleotides. Its product is annotated as nuclear pore complex protein NUP133. NCBI's taxonomy places the organism in Eukaryota, Viridiplantae, Streptophyta, Magnoliopsida, Rosales, Rosaceae. Gene Ontology annotation, molecular function: structural constituent of nuclear pore; protein binding. Gene Ontology annotation, cellular component: nuclear pore outer ring. The record is from RefSeq and is a predicted model, not a curated record. Gene Ontology annotation, biological process: transcription-dependent tethering of RNA polymerase II gene DNA at nuclear periphery; poly(A)+ mRNA export from nucleus; protein import into nucleus.